AUGCUAGACAAAGACGCACUCGUCCUCAUCUCGGCCAAACUGAAUCCGUUAAAGGAAUCAGGCCCUGAGCCUCACAGCGACCACAAGGCGAACACGAGCGCCCACCCACAUUGGGACGUCCAAGCCGAAGCCAUGGACCAAUCACAGCACUUCUCUUCCCCGCGACACCAAGGCGCCCAUGUCCACGCCUCUGCCUCUGUCUCCUCCGCUCCAGCUCUCGCUGCCCGGGCCUCAAGACACUUCCACGACGAGCUGCACAUGGCUGGCCUGAGCCCGCAGCGCCAGCACAUCUCCUUUCACGAAUAUACGCCCCAAAUCAAGCUUGACUACCCGACGACUGCCAUUGUUUCGGGUCAACCCCAACCUCAGCCCCACCAGCAACAGCAGCAGUCAUACGCCUCAGUCCCCGGCGUCCUGCAGCCCGGUGGUCUGGUUGUGAGGCCCCCAGCUGUGUCUGCAUCCACCGCGCCGGCGAUUUCCACCGUCCAGAGCUCUUUAUCGUCAUCUCAGGAUCUGGUACAGUCCCCUUCCCAGCUACCUCCCCAACAGCUGCAGCAUCCCCAUCAACGGCCGCAGAGCUCGUCCAGGUCAUCCUUCACCAUGUCGCACGCCUACUCGCGCUCCAGCCCCUCUAGCGGCUAUGAUGCCUCCGGCGGCUACAAUGCCUACCAUCCCACAACCCCUGGCGGCAGCUCCUCGUCGGCCUCGCAGUUCAUGUCCCCUAGCGACAUACCCAAGUACUCUCAGCCCGGUUCCCAGAGGCACUUCUCAAACACACCUCUGGGUCUGGCUGACAUCAGGCCCCGCGCAGACUCCAACAGGUCGGAAAGCGGUCCCGGCACCAUGAGCAUCGACCUCUCCAACACACAGCCCGGCACCAGCAACUACAUGGCUCCCUGGCCCAUCUAUGCCUUUGACUGGUGCAAAUGGCGGCCACAGGCUAAUGGCGCCGGCAAGGUUGCCGUCGGCAGCUAUCUCGAGGAUGGCCACAACUUUAUCCAAAUCCUUGACAGCCACGCCACAACGACCCCACAGGAUGUCUAUACCCCUGGUUCUUCCAAGUACACGCUCGAGUUCUCCAAGGUUGCCGAGGCUACCCACUCCUAUCCCGUCACGCGGCUCCUUUGGGAGCCGCCAUCCUCGCAGAAGCAGUCAACAGACCUGUUGGCCACAUCUGGCGACCACCUUAGGCUGUGGUCUUUACCAUCCGAUGCUACACCCACUCCGGGCAGCACCAUCACCAGGCGUGGAAUUGAGGGACCCGGAGCUAAGCUAACACCGUUAGCUCUCCUAUCCAACUCCAAGACUCCCGAUCAUACGGCACCUCUGACGUCGCUGGACUGGAACACCAUGAACCCCGCUCUCAUCAUUACCUCGAGCAUCGACACUACUUGCACCAUCUGGGACAUUCCCUCCCUGACGGCUAAGACGCAGCUUAUUGCGCACGAUAAGGAGGUGUACGACGUACGUUUCUGUGCUAAUACAGUUGACGUAUUUGUGAGCUGCGGCCAGGAUGGUAGUGUCCGCAUGUUUGACUUGAGGAGCUUAGAGCACUCGACCAUUAUAUACGAGCCGACGGGCAAGGAUGACAAGGUUCAUCUAGACACAACAGCACGUGUAAGCCCUUCUGGCUCCCAGCACUCGAGUGCCGGCAGCCCACCACCCCUGCUACGCCUAGCCACAUCUCCACAUGAUACGCAUCUCUUGGCGACGUUUGCUCAGGAUUCCGGUGCGAUCCGUAUCUUGGAUGCACGCCAGCCUGGUCAAGCUCUGCUUGAGCUGCGUGGUCACACGGGCAAUGUCAACUGUCUAGAUUGGUCGCCACUCCGGAGGGGCCUCCUAGCUACCGGUGGUGAUGAUUGUCAGGUACUCCUGUGGGAUCUCAUGAACGCCAACUCGUCGUCAUCUAUCAACGGUGCGCCUCAGCCGGAGGGUGGGCGCAGCCCAGUAGCAAGCUGGGCUUCCGACUAUGAGGUUGCCAACUUGGCCUGGGCGCCUCAUCUCCAAAGUGGCGAAUAUGGUGAAUGGCUUGGAGUCACUGGGGGGCGUGGCGUCUGGGGGACAAGGGUAUCGUGA
Molecule: messenger RNA, 2076 nt
Organism: Geosmithia morbida
Lineage: Eukaryota; Fungi; Ascomycota; Sordariomycetes; Hypocreales; Bionectriaceae
Product: DDB1- and CUL4-associated factor 7
Exons: 3
Coding region: 1-2076 (691 amino acids)
Cellular component (GO): nucleus
Molecular function (GO): protein binding
Source: RefSeq, a predicted model, not a curated record